GUGGUCACUGUGUUAAAAACUGGACUGUAAGAGCUUUAAAAGAACGGAAAAGAAAGAGAAGGGUGGGGGAGGGGUGGACAGGAAGUAUGAAUGUACUUCCCUCCCCCACUCUCAAACUGAAGAAUGAGUCUGCAUUAAUACCAUUCUGUUCACAUUGUGACCUUCGUCCUCCUCCUCAUCAUCGUCAUCACCAUCAGCAGUCAUGGUCUCUCAUUCUCUCCUGCUGGUUCUGCUGGUUCUGCUGGUUCUGCUGGGUCUCACCUGCCUUCAGUCCUUCACACCGGCCUACAAUGGACAUGGACCAGGACAGUGCUGUUUCAAUUACCAGACACAUCCAAUCCCUGCAAAAUAUAUUACAGCGUAUGAAGAAACAGAGCAUCAGUGUACAAAACCUGGAGUCAUCUUUACCCUAAAUAAAGGUCGUCGUGUGUGUGCAGACCCCGGCGUCGAGUCGGUGAAGAACAUCAUGGAAAUAAUUGACCGGCGCUUUUUUACCUGAUCCAAACUCAAACAAGUGUUUCAAAACUCUCUCCAUUAAUAAGUCUUUCAUAUUUCUUUUUCGAAAUUCACUUUUUAUGUAAUCAGACGGGAGGAAUAAAGAUUAUUCCUGUAAUAAAGCUGA
Molecule: messenger RNA, 622 nt
Organism: Ictalurus punctatus (channel catfish)
Lineage: Eukaryota; Metazoa; Chordata; Actinopteri; Siluriformes; Ictaluridae
Product: C-C motif chemokine 3-like 1
Exons: 3
Coding region: 203-499 (98 amino acids)
Biological process (GO): positive regulation of GTPase activity; inflammatory response; positive regulation of ERK1 and ERK2 cascade
Cellular component (GO): extracellular region
Molecular function (GO): chemokine activity; CCR chemokine receptor binding
Source: RefSeq, a predicted model, not a curated record